Peromyscus californicus insignis is the source of this 1556-nucleotide messenger RNA. It is a transcript of the gene Tslp, whose product is annotated as thymic stromal lymphopoietin. The transcript is spliced from 6 exons. The record is from RefSeq and is a predicted model, not a curated record. Lineage: Eukaryota; Metazoa; Chordata; Mammalia; Rodentia; Cricetidae. Gene Ontology annotation, molecular function: cytokine activity.
AUGAUGAGCAACAAAGACAUCAGAGACCAGGUUGCUUCUGGAGGCCAAGAGCAGAGUGGUGUCAGUGCUGGACAAGCAGCUGAGACAUGCAGGAGCCUGAGAAUGUUUGGAGUUCUUCUCAGGGACCUCUUCAUCUUGCAAGUUGUACGGUUGGUACUAACUUACAACUUUUCUAACUGUAACUUCAAGGAGAUUUCAAAAAUAUAUUCUGAAGCAAUUUUUCCUGACCUGAAUGAAUAUUUGAAUGGGAGCACAUUCGACCAAAUCGAGGUCUGUGACGACUUGGAGAAAGCAGUAGGAACCCGCUUCAGCCCCGGGGAGGAAAAGGGCCAAUGGGAAACCCGGAGAAACGAAGUCGAAACACCUCCCGGGGUCCCGGGGCUGGGCGGAGCCAGCAGGGGUGGAAGCCCUUCCAGUAGGCGCUCUCGGCCACCCUUGCCAGGCCCCUCCCUCCUGGGGGUUGAUUCCAUUUCCCUCUCUCAACCCAGGCUCUGGAUUCUGAUCCCUGACUCCUUCCUCUGUCUUCCGUUCCUCUCCCCAUCCCCCACCCUGCCCCCCUUCCAUUCAGUUUUUAAUUUCUGGCGUUUUCUUUGCUCCCUGAACUCGGCCGCUUGUGAGCAGACAGAUUGUCUCAUGAAAAUCGAGUACCAUACUCUCAAUCCUAUCCCUGGCUGCCCAUCACUCCCCCAAAAACAUUCGCCUUGAAAACGAAAGGGGCCCCUCGUUAGCCAAUGCCCAGGCUACUCUGAAACUCAGAGAAACAAUCCUCAGGAAAUGAAGCAAGAAGUCGAAAACAUCUGCCUGAAUCAAACCUCCCAAAUACUGUGGCUGUGGUUUACCCUCCGUCAAACUCUAUGAUAUUAAACUUAUCUUUUAUUAUAUAGUAUGAAAGUAUAUCAUGUUUUAGUAGAUAUAAUACUAAGGGUGUGACAUUUAAAAGAACACUAAUGUUUAGUCUUUAAUUACAGAAAGGAUUCUUAACUUAUUUUUGGCAAAUUGCUACUGUUUAGUGUAGGCGCUUUAAUGGGAGAUGAGCACAGCCCCUCUAACGUCAACGGAAAUACCUGCACUGUUGAUGGCCGCCUUCUGAACAGGGUGUCUCAUCUGCACCUGCAGACACCUCACUCUAGGGCAAACCUAUAAGUGUAGUAGGGAAGGGAAUUGAAAGUGGAAAAAAAAGGUUGGAACCAAUGAUAGCAUCUAAACUCUGUUUAACAGCAAGAAUUUUUUUUUUGUCUGUAAUGAUUCUUCUAACAUUCUUAUAUUUGACUAAGAAGUAAAUGGCAGCAGAGGAAAUUGUACAAGCAGUUAGUGCCACAAUGAAGCAGUCUGAAAGAAGCUUGUGGAAUGUACGGCUGUGAAUGCACUGUAAAUCCAGCUUUAAAAGUGAUCUAACAGACAACAGACCCUGAAGUGCCUCUGUGCAGCUACCAGACAUAUAUUUAAGGUUGUAUGUAAUGUAUUUCUAAUUUAUUUUAUGAGGACUUUUGAAAAUACACAUGCUGCUUUGUAACAGAUGUAUUUCUUAAUAAAAUAAUUCUUGCGUUACUUUCUCA